Molecule: messenger RNA, 591 nt
Organism: Punctularia strigosozonata HHB-11173 SS5
Lineage: Eukaryota; Fungi; Basidiomycota; Agaricomycetes; Corticiales; Punctulariaceae
Product: ankyrin
Exons: 2
Coding region: 1-591 (196 amino acids)
Molecular function (GO): protein binding
Source: RefSeq, a predicted model, not a curated record
AUGGUGCAAUUACCCUCGGAGGAGGAGCGAGACGAUCUCCUAUUUUCUUGUCGUUACGGGGAUCUCGAGGAUGUGCAGCGAUUUGUAGACACUUUCGGUGCGGGUCCUCUUGCGGAAACACGGGAUGGGAACGAAAACACCGUGUUGCACAUGGUAUCCGGGAAUGGACAUGCAGAUGUCCUCGAUUAUCUACUUCCAUUGAUACCUGCGGCCUUGUUAUCGGCCAAGAAUUCCUCUGGCUCUACGCCGCUUCAUUGGGCAGCUUUGAAUGCCCAUCUCGCCGUUGCGAAAAAGCUUGUCGAAUUCAAACCGGAGGGCAUCGCUGAAGCCAAGGGAAUUGCCCUGGGCGCUUCUCUUAUCGACGUUAAGAACAACGCUGGCCGCACACCAUUAGGCGAAGCGGAGAACACUGGCUGGGAAGAAGGGGCCAAAUGGUUUGUCGAAGUCAUGUCGCUCGACUUGAGUCAGACUACGGAGAACCCAGAUGACGCGGAGGGGGAUCGUGUAGGUGACGACGUGCAGAAUGUCGAGAUCGAAAUUCAGGACGCGGACGGAGCAAGAGCACGGAUGUCCGUAAAAACUGAGGAUUAG